Messenger RNA from Sinocyclocheilus rhinocerous, 2062 nucleotides. Its product is annotated as prolyl 4-hydroxylase subunit alpha-2-like. The transcript is spliced from 15 exons. Gene Ontology annotation, molecular function: protein binding; L-ascorbic acid binding; procollagen-proline 4-dioxygenase activity. Gene Ontology annotation, cellular component: endoplasmic reticulum. Lineage: Eukaryota; Metazoa; Chordata; Actinopteri; Cypriniformes; Cyprinidae. Gene Ontology annotation, biological process: peptidyl-proline hydroxylation to 4-hydroxy-L-proline. The record is from RefSeq and is a predicted model, not a curated record. Bases 146 to 1777 code for a protein of 543 amino acids.
UAUCGCCUGCUUUUUUGUGUCGUAUCGAGCUCGGACCCUACGGGGAGGAACCCUCUAAGCUAAUUAUUAAACGCCUCGAUUAACAUCCAGCAACCUGUAUUUGAUUUUUUUGAACAUAAGAGGAUCAAAACAGUUUUGCUUUACAAUGGCAACAUUUCUGGUGUUAACGCUGUUGACUCUGUCGUCCUUCUCUUCUCCCGUGCAAGCCGAAAUCUUCACGUCAAUCGGCCAAAUGACAGACCUGAUAUUUGCAGAGAGGGAGCUUGUCCAGUCCCUGAAGGAAUACAUUGAAGCAGAAGAGUUGAAACUCGAAGCUGUGAAGAGCUGGGCUAAUAAACUGGAUAUGUUGACCCGUGCAUCCACGUCGGACCCUGAAGGCUUCCUGGCUCACCCGGUGAACGCCUACAAGCUGAUGAAGAGACUCAACACCGAGUGGUCCGAGUUAGAGAGUCUGGUGCUGCAGGACCCGUCCGAUGGCUUCAUAUCAAACAUGUCUGUGCACAGACAGUAUUUCCCUGAUGAGGAGGACGAGAAGGGAGCAGCCAAAGCGCUCAUGCGUCUGCAGGACACGUAUAAACUGGACUCGGAAAGUUUCUCCAAAGGCAAACUGCCAGGUCAGAAGCAACACUCUGGGGUGCGCUACAACGCUCAGCUGACAGUGGAUGACUGCUUUGACAUGGGGAAACUGGCCUACAAUGAGAAUGACUACUAUCAUUCAGUGCUGUGGAUGCAGCAGGCGCUCAGACAGAUGGACUCGGGAGAAGACGCCAAGACGCCCAAAGCUGAUAUUUUAGAUUAUCUGAGUUACUCCGUCUAUCAGAUGGGUGACCUGUCACGAGCUAUCGAACUCACCCGACGCUUGGUGGCCAUCGAUCCCAGCCACCAGAGGGCAGGAGGAAACCUGCACUACUUUGAGCGGCUGCUCUCUAAGGAGCUGAGGGACUUGGGUCGGAGCCAGCAGGAGCCUGCGGACGAGAGGCCCAUUCAGCUGGACACUUAUGAGCGGCCCAAAGACUACCUGCCCGAGAGAGAGGUGUACGAGGCCCUCUGCAGGGGAGAGGGAGUCAAAAUGACUUCAAAGAGACGUAGCAGACUGUUGUGCCGUUAUCAGGAUGGCAACAGGAACCCGCGUCUGCUGCUCAAGCCAAUGAAGGAGGAGGAUGAGUGGGACAGUCCUCAUAUCGUUCGCUUUCUGGAGGCCCUCUCUGAUGAAGAGAUAAAGAAGAUCAAGGAGCUGGCCAAACCCAAGCUUUCAAGAGCCACAGUCCGAGAUCCAAACACCGGUGUUCUGACGGUCGCCCAUUACAGAGUUUCCAAAAGCGCGUGGUUAGAAGAGGAAGAUGAUCCAGUGAUCGCUCGGGUCAAUCAGAGAAUAGAGGACGUCACUGGAUUAUCUGUAAACACUGCAGAACUUCUACAGGUGGCUAACUAUGGCGUUGGAGGUCAAUAUGAACCACAUUAUGAUUUCUCAAGGAAAGAUGAACCUGAUGCUUUCAAAUCAUUAGGCACUGGAAAUCGUGUGGCUACUUUUUUAAAUUAUAUGAGUGAUGUUGAGGCUGGUGGGGCGACGGUUUUCCCUGAUUUCGGUGCUGCUUUUUGGCCUAGAAAGGGAACAGCUGUGUUCUGGUACAACCUCUUUAAAAGCGGAGAAGGAGACUACAGAACCAGACAUGCGGCCUGUCCUGUUCUAGUCGGCAGUAAAUGGGUUUCAAACAAAUGGAUCCAUGAGAGAGGACAAGAGUUCAGACGCCCAUGUGGCCUGACUGAAGAGGACUGAUCCUGAGCUCGGUUCCAGCCGCAGUUCUGCAAACACGGACACAAUCAGACACUCCAGAUUCCUCAGGAACGCACAUGAGUUCCAGUCAGGCAGGCUGGGGUUUGUGGGCCAUUUCUCUUUUAUUGAGUGUUUUCAUUCACCCCUUCCUUAACAUUUCUUGGCAGAUUAAACCGGAGUAUUGUGUCAUGACGGAAAUCCCAUCGUGUUUAUGUAAUGCAUAAAUUAUUGUCCUGUUCUUCAGUGUUUAUUUUAGAUUCUUAUAUGGUUUGCAAUAAAAUGUCUGAA